AUGCAAAACACAGGAAAGCUUGCUGGCAUAACUCUGUUUAUUACCGGCGCUUCUCGGGGCAUCGGUAGAGCAAUCGCACUGAAAGCAGCUCGCGAUGGAGCAAACAUAGUGCUAGCGGCGAAAACUGCAGAACCACAUUCGAAACUUCCUGGCACGAUCUACACUGUGGCUGCAGAAAUUGAAGCCGCUGGAGGAAAAGCUUUACCAUGCAUCGUGGACGUACGCAGUGAAGAGGCAGUUCGUUCAGCGGUUCAAAAAGCAGUCCAAAAGUUCGGUGGCAUCGACAUUGUAGUCAACAACGCGAGUGCCAUUUCGCUAACCCCAACCGAAGAAACGGAUAUGAAGCGGUAUGAUCUGAUGCAUAACAUAAACACCAGAGGAACCUUUGUCGUUUCCAAAGAAUGUCUUCCUUAUUUGCGAAAAAGCAAGCAUGCACAUAUUUUGAACAUUUCACCACCGUUAAAUAUGGCACCGCACUGGUUCAGCAAUCACGUGGCUUACACGAUGGCGAAGUACGGCAUGUCGAUGUGUGUGCUCGGUAUGGCCAAGGAGCUGGAAGGUGCCAACAUUGCGGUUAACGCUUUAUGGCCUCGAACGGCCAUCUACACUUCUGCCAUGGAAAUGCUUGCCGACAAAGCAAGUUACGGGUUCUCGCGGAAACCGGAAAUCAUGGCCGACGCCGCGUACGCCAUUCUGUCGAAGGAUUCACGGUCGCUUAGCGGAAAAUUCCUCAUUGAUGAUGAAGUAUUGAAAGAAGAAGGCAUUGCAGAUGUGAAGCAGUAUGCUUGCAUGCCCGAGAACGCCGACAAACUAAUGCCGGACUUUUUCCUCGACGUUCCGGCAAGUGCUUUUGCGACAGAAAAGAUGCAGAACACUGGUGAUCUUGAGAAAACGAAGAAAAGUGAAAAAUUAUUGGCGAAACAGAAUGCCAAGCUUUGA
Molecule: messenger RNA, 939 nt
Organism: Anopheles nili
Lineage: Eukaryota; Metazoa; Arthropoda; Insecta; Diptera; Culicidae
Product: hydroxysteroid dehydrogenase-like protein 2
Exons: 4
Coding region: 1-939 (312 amino acids)
Cellular component (GO): mitochondrion
Source: RefSeq, a predicted model, not a curated record